AUGGCGGCAAAUGGGAAUGAAAAUAUGGAAUAUAACAGCGCCGAUGAUGCAGUUCCUGGACGAACAGAGAAAUUAUUAUGUCAACCGUGUUCAAGCAAGGAUAAACAAACGGAAGCUGGCGUGUUUUGCUCUAUUUGUGAUGAAUUUCAGUGCAUGGAUUGUUCAAAUAUACACAAAAUGUAUGCUUUCAUGAAAAAUCACAAAUUAGUGAACGCAAAAGGUAUUAAAAAGAAACCAGCCUCGUUUGAUAUGAAGGGAUUAGACAAAUGUGUUCAGCAUCAUAAAGAUUUGGAGUUCUUCUGCGAAGAUGAGAAUCAGCUCUGCUGCAGUACAUGUGCUAUUGUAGAUCACCGGAAAUGUCACAGUGUCGUAGAAAUACAGAAGAUUGCCGGAAGGUCUCUAUCGACACUUUCCGAAUUAAAAAUCAAAUUCCAGGAAAUAGGAAAGAAAGCUGAAACUGUCGUUAAAUAUACUAAGUCAUCAAAGGAACGACUGAAUAAAGAUCUUAAAGAAGUGACUGUAAAAAUCAGACGAAUGCGUGAUAAUGUAAUGACAAUGUUUGACGAUUUGGAAGUUUCCGUUGCUAAGCAUGCUGAAUCAUUUAAGACAGAAACACUCGAUAAGCUGUCAAAGAAGCUAUCAGACAGUGAGAAACAUAUUGCUGAUGCAACAGAAUCUCUGGAAACAAUUGAUAACGUUGGUCAGAGAGGGACACCAUCACAACAGUUUAUACUGGAACAGAGAAUGAAGAGACAAGUCAAUGAACUUAGCAGCAACGUUGACAAGGAAUGCCAAAGGUUAGAGAAUGUGACAUUUUCAUUUGAUUUUGAUGAAACAUUGAAACUGCCCCCAUUUCCGAUUUCUGAUUACAUUCCAGGACAACUAAAAUGCUCUCCAUCGAAAGAUGUGAAACCCAUCGUACCUGUUAAGUUAACGAAGAUUACUUCCAUUGAUCUCAAGCAGACUGGAGAUGAUGCGGAGGAACCGUUAUACACAGGACUGGAUUUCCUACCGGAUGGCAGACUGGUUGCCGUGGAUAAUAACAACAUGAAAUGUUUGAUUUACAAUGAGAAGCUAGAGAAAGUAGGAUCAUAUCAGUUAUCGUAUUAUCCACUGAGUGUUGUUGCAGUAUCUGAUGAGAAAGUUGCAAUAACAAGUGGCAAUCAAUACAAGAUAGACUUUCUAUGUGUCAGUAAAUCAAAUGAUAUAACUUUGAAUAGGACAUGUAAAGUAACGACACAGUAUGAGUCUACAUGUCUGAAAGAUGGGAGAAACUUUGUUGCUGGAACUAUUGAUGAUACAAUGCCAGUUCGUAUUGUAUCUCUGUCAGGAGAAGAGAAAGAUCUCAGUAUCAACUUUCCAAACAAGAAAUAUCCUGUAGACACUUGUGCUUGCACAUAUAUUAGAAACAGUGACAAAGUGGUUUUCACCGAUAGAUACGAACAUACUGUCAACAUAUAUGACAUCAAGAGCAAUACAAGAGUUGUUGUCAAGCACAAUCAAAUCAAGGAACCAUGUGAUGUAGCAGUUGGUCCAUCCGAUUGUAUCCUGGUUUGCAGUACGAGAACACAUUCCAUUGUACACAUCUCUCAAACUGGUCGUGUCCUAUUAUCGUACAAGUUAGAUAUGAAACAUCCACACAGAGUCUGUAUUUCCAAGGACAAAUCAGUUGUAGCUGUAGCAAAUAGCGAGAUUGGUGGAAAAAAGUUGCAGUUGCUGAAAAUUACAUUAUAA
Messenger RNA from Mercenaria mercenaria, 1734 nucleotides. RefSeq lists its product as uncharacterized. Gene Ontology annotation, molecular function: zinc ion binding. Bases 1 to 1734 code for a protein of 577 amino acids. The record is from RefSeq and is a predicted model, not a curated record. Lineage: Eukaryota; Metazoa; Mollusca; Bivalvia; Venerida; Veneridae. The transcript has a single exon.